GCCAAUCUGCCGUGGUUAAAGCGCCAAGGCUGCCGUGGAGUCGGGCUCCCGGGGUUGUAGUGUUUUGCCCCUUUCUGCGGCUUCUCCCCGCCCCUGUGUCCGCCCCUGCUCCCCGGUAUCUGCUGCCAUGUCCGUGGUUCCACCGAGCCGCUCGCAGGCCGGCUGGCCUCGCGGUGUCUCUCAGUAUGGGAACAAAUACCUGCAGGCCAAGCCGCUGACCCUGGAGAGGACCAUUAACCUGUAUCCAUUGACCAACUACACCUUUGGUACCAAGGAACCCUUGUAUGAGAAAGAUUGCUCUGUUGCUGCUCGAUUUCAGCGCAUGCGAGAGGAGUUUGAGAAGAUCGGCAUGAGGCGCACAGUGGAGGGUGUCCUGAUUGUGCAUGAACACAGGCUGCCUCAUGUAUUAUUGCUGCAAUUGGGGACAACCUUCUUUAAAUUACCAGGUGGAGAGCUAAAUCCUGGGGAAGAUGAAGUGGAGGGUUUGAAGCGUCUUAUGACAGAGAUUUUGGGCCGUCAAGAUGGUGUGCAGCAAGACUGGGUAAUUGAUGACUGCAUUGGAAACUGGUGGAGGCCAAAUUUUGAGCCCCCUCAGUAUCCCUACAUUCCAGCUCACAUCACUAAGCCCAAAGAGCACAAGAAGCUAUUCUUAGUACAACUUCAAGAAAAAGCUCUUUUUGCAGUUCCGAAGAAUUACAAGCUGGUGGCUGCACCCUUAUUUGAGCUUUAUGACAAUGCUCCUGGUUAUGGGCCCAUCAUCUCCAGCCUUCCUCAGCUUUUGAGCAGGUUUAAUUUUAUUUAUAACUGAAGUUCAUGGAGAUCUUGCUCAAGAUCCUAAUGGAUGUAUAACUCCAGUUUUUUGUGAACAUCUGUGAGCCAGUACUAUGGCUUCUCAGCCGGAGACUAAAUCAGUUCUUCAAACCAAAUCCAAUGGCAUGUGCAGUACCUGACCUGCCUCAGCUGAUGCUCAAGUGGGAUUUUGUUCAACUCUACACCACCGAUAAAGCCAAGGAACUUUAACUGGUGCAUUUUUUUUAGAAAUGUUUUCUGCUUGUGUAAUUGUUUGCAUUUUCUACUUUAUUAAAUGGACAAAUACCUUUAUUUUUGAGGGUUUUAAUUAGCUGUAGUUUGUGUAUUUUGUGUUUUACCAUUUAUUUUGACCUACUUUAUUUUGUAAUUGGAUGUGACAGAAACUUAGUUAAUGGAUUGAUUGAUUAAAAAGAAAACUGACCUGA
Pristis pectinata (smalltooth sawfish) is the source of this 1235-nucleotide messenger RNA. RefSeq names its product nudix hydrolase 21 (gene nudt21). The record is from RefSeq and is a predicted model, not a curated record. Bases 128 to 808 code for a protein of 226 amino acids. Gene Ontology annotation, cellular component: mRNA cleavage factor complex. Gene Ontology annotation, molecular function: mRNA binding. The transcript is spliced from 7 exons. Lineage: Eukaryota; Metazoa; Chordata; Chondrichthyes; Rhinopristiformes; Pristidae.